UCCACCCGUCGAAGUAGGUUGUGGUUAUCGACGUUCUCAGCGUGCUUUCAAACCAAGCUAGGUCAUCAUGGCAAGUCUCGCCUUGCGGAUCAACAUCGUUGAUCAGAACAACGUCAAAACGAUGCAGUUCGAGCCGAAUAUGAUCGUGUACGACGCGUGCAAGAUGAUUCGUGAGCGAAUCGGCGAGAAUCCGUCGCAAGGUCAAGAUUAUGGCCUCUAUCUGGCUGACGAAGAUCCUAAGAAAGGAACGUGGCUGGAAAACGGACGUACUCUAGAGUACUACCUACUCAAACCAGGAGAUCUGUUAGAGUACAAGAAGAAGAUGCGGCCGUUGAGAGUGAAAAUGAUGGACGGUGCACUGAAGACUGUACUGAUUGACGACAGUCACAAUGUUGAUCAAUUGGUGAAGGCUGUUUGCAAUCGAAUUGGCAUCAUGAACGACGAAGAGUUCUCUCUUGUUGUUGAAGAAGAAGAGACACCAGUUGUGGCAGCUGCUGCAAAAAAGUCUCAACCUACAGCCGUUCGAGACCAGAAGAAGAUGGAGGCGCUAAAGAAGAAGUUACACACGGAUGAUGACCUUCACUGGUUGAGUCAUGACAAGACACUUCGAUCACAAGGAAUACCGGAGAACCAAGUGCUAUUGUUGAGAAAGAAAUUCUUCUUCUCUGAUCAAAACAUCAGCACAGACGACCCUCGUCAGCUCAAUCUCAUUUACGUCCAAUCUCACGACGCCAUUGUAGAUGGAACUCAUCCGUGUACAUUGGAGGAAAGCAUUCAGUUCGCCGCUCUCAACUGUCAGAUCGUUUUCGGCAACUACGAUGCCGUGAAACACAAGCCGGGCUACAUCAGUGAAGACCUGAAAAACUAUCUUCCUAAAGAAUACACGAAAGUGAAGGGAAUUGAAAGGAGAAUAUUCCAAGAACAUGCCAAAUUCACAGGCAUGUCGCAGCUGAACGCCAAGUAUCGUUACAUUCAACUCUGCCGAUCGCUGAAAACAUACGGAGUUACAUUCUUUCUUGUCAAGGAAAAGAUGAAGGGCAAGAAUCGUCUUGUUCCUCGUCUCCUUGGUAUCACACGUGAGAGCAUCAUGCGAGUCGACGAGCGAACGAAGGAGGUGCUGAAGACUUGGCCACUGACAACCGUGAGGAGAUGGGCCGCGUCGCCAAACAGUUUCACUCUCGACUUUGGAGAUUACUCGGAGUCGUAUUACUCGGUGCAGACAGCAGAAGGCGAGCAGAUCUCACAACUGAUUGCCGGCUACAUCGACAUCAUUCUGAAGAAGAAACGAGCAUCAGACAGGAGGGUACCCGAAGUUGAAGAUGAGUCUGCACUGACGGAAGACACGGUUAUGCCAGCAAAAGCUACAACUGUAGAGUUUGUCACGUCAUCGACUGCAUCAGGAGAAGAAGGCAAGAUGUCUCAGCCAGGAGUGAUGAGAACGGUUCCCGGUCAAGCGCAGUUUGUUCCUGUAUCUGCUCUCGACAAUCAGUCUGGGCAGAUGAGAGGACAAGCACAGAAUGUUCAGUCAACAGGAUUUAGUCCUGCUCAACAAGCACUGCAGGCCAGUAUUGCGAAGUCACUAGUUGCUACAGACUCGGCCAUGAAUGAACUGGAUUCUCCGACUCAACUUCCACCACUUGGAAGUGACCCGCAGUCUCUCCAGUGGAAGCAGAACACUCUGGAUGUCUCCAAACAGAACGUCACCUCACAACUGGCCGCCAUGUCGGCAGCUGCUGCAGGCAUGGUUGGACUGACUGGAGCUGAUCCGUCGGAGAUUGACUACACAGCUGUGGGAACGUCAGUUGCUACACUUACGUCGAAUUUGACUGAGUUAGCUAAAGGUGUUCGUAUGAUUGCUGCUCUACAAGGCAGUGGACACGAUGGAGACAAGCUUCUAUCAGCAGCUCGUGGUUUAGCUGGUGCCGUCAGGAAUCUCCUGAAGUCGGCACAACCAAGUGAAGCACAAAACCGGAAACAGAUUCUGGACGCAGCUGGUGACAUUGGUGUGGCUGGUGGAAAUUUGCUGCUGAUGAUGGGAGAUCCUGAAGUGUCACGCCAAGUGCAAGAUACUUUGUUGGCGAAGGCAAAAGCCGUCGCUACGGCGACAUCAGGACUUGUGCAGAAUGCAAAGAAUGUGGCUGGAAAGUGUCCGGAUAGUACAUUACAGGCGAGUGUCAUCACGGCUACAAAAGGAACGGCUACAGCAACAUCUCAACUUGUUGGCAUCACAAAGAUCGUUGCCCCAACAAUCAGCAGCCCAUUAUGUCAGGAGCAGCUCAUCAACUCUGCUAAGCAUGUCGCUGGAGCUGUAGAGGGAACAGUUAGUGCAGCACAGAAUGCUUGCUCUGAUGAGGGAGCUCUCAAGGAGCUCGGUGGUUCGGCGACGAGUGUCACUCAGGCGCUUCAUGAUCUUUUGACUUACAUUCGUGAUAUCGAAGUUGGUGGACAGAAACCUGGAAAAUACGAGGAACAAGUCGAAGUUAUUCUUGCUGCUACCGAGAGACUGUUUGCUAGCAUUGGUAAUCCUCAAGAACUCGUCAAGCAAGCAAAGAUCAUUGCCCAGGCGACAUCUCAGAUGGUUGGUGGAAUCAAGGAAGAGGCAGGAGGACUGUCAGACCAGGACGCAAGAGCACGACUUCUACUAGCCGCUAAGGGCUUGGCUGAUGCUACAGGAAGAAUGGUAGAAGCAGCCAAGGGUGCUGCUCGAGAUCCAAACAACACAGAAGCUCAAGAAGCUCUUCGUAAAGCAGCAGAAGACCUUCGCAAUGCAACGAACGCUGCAGCAAACGACGCACUGAAGAAGAAACUCAUUAAGAAACUCGAAGUUGCAGCCAAGCAGACGGCAGCGUCUGCCACCCAGUGCAUUGCUGCAGCACAAGGAGCCACGCCCACAAACAGAAAUCAGUCGAGUCAACAGCAAUUGCUCACCAAUUGUAAGACGGUCGCAGAUCAUAUUGGGAAACUUGUGCAGGCUGUACGGCUCAGCAUGGCAUCACCAGAGAGUGCCAGCUCUCAACUUGGUCUCAUCAAUGCGAGUCAGGCAAUGAUCCAGCCGUGUGGUAAGAUGAUUGCUGCUGCAAAGGCAGCCGUUCCGACUAUUGGAGAUCAGGCGGCUGCUAUCCAGCUGGCUAACUUUGCUAAGCAGACAGCAUCAUCUCUUGCGGAGCUGAGAGCGGCUGCUUCGAAGGCUGCUGAAGCAUGUGGCUCUCUGGAGAUUGACAGUGCGAUCGACGUUGUCAAGCAGAUCGCGCAAGAACUGGCAGAAGUACAGAAGGCAGCAUCAGCUAAGAAGCUGCUUCCUCUUCCAGGAGAAACAGCCGAGACGUGUGCACUCGAACUUGGCGCAACAUCGAAAACAGUCGGAGCCUCAAUGGCCCAACUACUAACCGCCGCCGCACAAGGCAAUGAGAACUACACAGGAGUGGCAGCAAGAGACACAGCAAACGCCCUCAAAGUGCUCGCUGGUUCCGUCCGGGGCGUCGCCGCUUGCACUCCCGAUCGAGCGGCUCAGGAUCAGAUCAUUACUGCCGCUCGUUCAGUGAUGGAACAUUCUGGGAAUUUGAUUCGUGAGGCUAAGCAUGCUGUUGCUCGUCCGACGAACGCUGACAAUCAGCCGAGACUCGCACAGGCUGCAAAGGCCGUCUCAAUGGCGUUGAAUCAGGUGAUCAACUGUUUGCCGGGUGCAAGGGAUGUGGAUGCGGCGAUUAAGGAGAUUGCUGCUGCGAGUCAGGCUUUGGCUACGGGCAACUUCCCUUCAGCUGGUUCUCAGUCAUACCAAGAAAUACAGAACAGUCUGAGUGUUGCUGCCGCAUCACUCAACGUAACAGCCAGUGAACUAAUGGUUUCAUCCCGUGGCACUCACAUGCAGCUGGCAUCGUCGUCCCAGAAACUCAGCGAGAAAUUCAAAGACGUUCUACAAGCAGGAAUGAUGCUCGCUGGAGCGUCACCGGACAAGGCAUCACGUGACGAAGUCGUCGGUUAUCUUCGUUCCGUCUCCAUGGCAUCAAGCAAACUUCUCAUGUCAGCUAAGGCUCUGUCUGCCGACCCAAAUGCUCCCAACGUGAAGAACCAACUUGCUGCUGCUGCUCGUGGAGUGACUGAUGCCAUCAAUGCAUUGAUUAAUGUGUGUACAGCGACUGCUCCUGGUCAGAAGGAGUGUGAUAGUGCAUUGAGGAAGAUCGAAGCCGUGAAGGCGAUGUUGGAGAGUCCGAAUGAGGCGGUUAACGAUGCGACGUUCUUUGAAUGCUUGGAGGCUGUUAUGGAUAAGUCAAAGGUUCUUGGUGAGGCUAUGGGUGACAUCACUCGGCAAGCGAAAGCUGAGAAACACGAUCUAUUUGGAGAAGCUGUCGGAACAGCUGCGAAUGCAGUGUGUGCUCUGACUGAGAGUGCCGCCCAAGCGGCUUUCCUUGUUGGUGUGUCCGACCCGUCUAGUACAGCUCCUGUAGUAGGUCUGCUUGACCAGAGUCAGUUUGCUAGGGCACAACAAGCAAUUCAACAGGCUUGUGAGAACUUGCUCAGUCCUGCCAGUUCACAGCAGCAAGUACUUGGAGCUGCAACUGUCAUUGCGAAGCACACAUCCGCACUCUGCUCAGCCACCAAGAACGCAUCAGCAAAGACAAAAAAUCCUGUAGCAAAACGCAAGUUCGUUCAAUGCGCAAAAGACGUCGCCAACUCAACAGCCAACUUGGUUAAGAACAUUAAAGCUCUCGCCGGAUCUCUCAACGAUCGCAACAGACAAGAAUGUGCCUCCAACACAAAGCCCCUCCUUGAGGCAGUCGACGAUCUCGUCAAGUUUGCAUCAGCUCCGGAAUUCGUAUCAACAAGAGCAGAGAUCAGUCCCGAGGCUCGUGUGUCUCAAGCACCGAUUAUCUCAGCCGGCCAGCAGAUGGUCAACUCCAGCUCAUGUCUCAUCUCAGCAGCAAAGAGUCUCGCUGUGAAUCCAAAGGAUGCUCCAACGUGGCAAUUGCUGGCAAGUCAGAGUAAGGCUGUGUCUGAUGCGAUCAAGAAACUGAUGCAGGCGAUCAAGGAUAAGUCGCCGGGGCAACGAGAGUGCGAUAAGGCAAUUGAUACGAUUAAUCGUGCGAUCAAUGAGGUUGAUCAGGCGUCACUGGCGGCGAUCAGUCAGAAGUUGCCGGGGAGAGCGGAGUCGACGUUGGGUGGAUUUCAGGAACAGAUGGCGAAUAGUGUUAGUGAGAUCAGCGAUCGUAUUGAUUCUGUGGCGACUGCUGCUAAGGGAGAGCCAGAAAAACUUGGUCACGCUGUUGCAUCUCUUGCCACAUUUUUCCCGCCUCUUGCUUCAUCGGCUGUUGGAGCAGCUUCUAAGACAGUAAACAGCGAUCAGCAAAUGAACUUAUUGGAUCAAACAAAGACACUAGCCGAAUCCGGCUUGCAGCUAAUGUAUGCGGCUAAAGAGAGUGGUGGCAAUCCAUUGGCAACUGAGACGCAUGCCAAUAUCAAUGAAGCUGUUGGUAACAUGAGAGAAGCUGUGAGUGACUUGGUGACAACACUAGAGACAGCAAGAACAGAGAGCGGUGUCGUUUCAGGACUGGUUCAGGUCAUCGGAAAGAAUAUAUCUAAGAUCGAUGAGCCCAUUGUUGGUGAAGUUGAUCGAACGUUUGUUGAGUAUCAAGAGAGUAUGAUGAAGUCGGCGAAGGUGGUUGCACAUAAGGCACAGGAUAUUGUUGGCAAAGGUGGCACUGCACCAAACGAACUCGGCAAUUUGGCGCGAGAGGUUACGACUGCGUACAGCGAACUGGCAACUAAUUGUCGAGGAGCUUUGGCUACGGCAGAUGAUGAUGAUAUUGCUCGACGAUUAAAAUCAGCCGUGCAGCAGCUGGGAGACUCGCUCACCGAUCUCGUUCAGUCCGCCGGCAAUGUACAGAACAAUCCAACCGACGGAUCAGCCAAACGAGAGCUAUCAGACAGUGCCAGACAGGUUGCCAGCAAGGUGACUUUCGUUCUGUCUGCUCUACAAGCUGGAGCUCAAGGCACGCAGGCAUGCAUCAAUGCUGUGUCGGCCAUUGAGGGCAUAAUUGGUGAUCUCGAGACAACGAUAAUGUUUGCCACUGCAAGCACUCUGAAUCCUGAUCGUGAAGGCGAUUCAUUUGCUGACCAUCGUGAGGACGUCCUUCGUACAGCCAAGACUCUUGUUGAAGACACGAAGAAACUCGUGAGCGGAGCUGCUUCUUCACAAGAGGAACUAGCAAAAGCAGCAGCAGACAGUGUCUCCACUAUUAGUCCUUUGUCUGAACACGUGAAACUGGGAGCUACAGCACUCACAUCUGAUGAUCCUGAGGCACAGGUGAUGCUGCUGAAUGGAGUGAAAGAUGUUGCAACGGCACUGGCUGGUUUGGUAACAGCUACUAAGAACGCGUCUGGUAAGAGUGUUCAAGAUCCUGCAAUGGAGAAUCUUCGUGGGUGUGCCAAGGUUAUGGUGGCUAAUGUGUCAUCACUGUUGAAGACUGUCAAGAGUGUUGAGGAUGAGGCAGCGAGAGGAGCUCGCGCACUCGAAUCAUCUAUUGAUGCUAUCAAUGUUCAGCUAGCGGAAUUGGACUCAAGCAACCCAGCAGUCAAACAAGCAUCACCCGAAGAUCUCAUCCGCAUCACAAAGGGCGUCACACUGGCAACCGCAAAAUCUGUUGCCGCCGGCAACUCAUGUCGUCAAGAUGACGUGACCGCGGCUGCCAAUUUGGGUCGACGAGCUGUGGAAGAAAUGCUGAUCACGUGCAAGGCUGCUGCUAAUACUGCAGAGACUGAAGAUGCCAAAGUCAGGUGUAUCACGGCUGGCAGAGAGUGCACUUUGUCUUUCCGGGCUCUUCUAGAGCUCGUGCACGCAAUUUUGUUGAAACCAACUCAUGACAAGAAGCAGAAGCUGACGAUGUACUCGAAGGAAGUUGCAGCUGGCGUUAGUGAAGUUGUUCAGUCGGCAGAAGUUCUCAAAGGCUCUGACUGGGUUGAUCCCACCGAUCCUAAUGUUAUUGCUGAGAAUGAACUUCUCAGUGCUGCGGCCGCCAUUGAAGCUGCUGCAAAGAAACUGGCGACUCUCAAACCGAGAGAAAAGUCGCACACGGCUGAUGAAUCACUCAACUUUGAUGAACAAAUCUUGGAAGCUGCUCGAGCGAUUGCGCAUGCUACUGGAGCUUUGGUGAAGUCGGCGACAGCUGCUCAGCGUGAAUUGGUUGCUCAGGGACGGCUGAGGCCUGGUAUUGCAGGCUCAGACGACAGUCAGUGGGCAGAAGGUCUUGUAUCUGCGGCUCGUCUGGUUGCUGCUGCCACUCAGAGUUUAUGUGAAGCUGCCAAUGCUGCAGUGCAGGGUAACGCCAGUGAGGAGAAGCUGAUUGCGUCGGCGAAGGCUGUGGCUAAUUCGACUGCCCAGCUGCUUGUGGCGUGUCGAGUAAAGGCUGAUGCUGGCAGUGAGAACUCGAGACGUUUGCAUGCCGCCGGUUUUGCCGUCAAGAAAGCAUCCGAAAGUCUCGUCGCUGCAGCCAAGAAAGCGAGCGAAGCCGAAGGAGACGAAGAACUUACAAUCAAUGAGCGUAUGGUCGGCGGCAUUCGUCAAGAGAUCGAAGCCCAAGAGGCGAUCCUGAAGAAACAACGAGAGCUGGAGGAGGCAAAGAAGCAGCUGUCGAGAAUCCGGAAGGCCAAGUACGGUCGCGCAGUGAGUCCGACUUGAAUGACACACGACAUCACAUUUAGUGGUUGCCUAGCGAUAUUAGCGUUGACACACUGUUGUUAGUCAGUCGUAACUGGAUUUGUGGAGUGAGAGUUUUGUUAUUAUGCUUAUUUCGUUGCUAUUGUUGGGUGUUCGUGUCGCUUUUUUUCAACAAGGAAUUUGUAGGAUG
Corticium candelabrum is the source of this 7841-nucleotide messenger RNA. Its product is annotated as talin-like. The transcript has 47 exons. The record is from RefSeq and is a predicted model, not a curated record. Gene Ontology annotation, molecular function: actin filament binding; structural constituent of cytoskeleton; integrin binding. Gene Ontology annotation, cellular component: cytoskeleton; plasma membrane; ruffle. Gene Ontology annotation, biological process: cell-cell adhesion. Bases 68 to 7672 code for a protein of 2534 amino acids. NCBI's taxonomy places the organism in Eukaryota, Metazoa, Porifera, Homoscleromorpha, Homosclerophorida, Plakinidae.